Nicotiana attenuata is the source of this 1479-nucleotide messenger RNA. RefSeq names its product two-component response regulator ARR3-like. NCBI's taxonomy places the organism in Eukaryota, Viridiplantae, Streptophyta, Magnoliopsida, Solanales, Solanaceae. The record is from RefSeq and is a predicted model, not a curated record. Bases 107 to 1045 code for a protein of 312 amino acids. The transcript is spliced from 5 exons. Gene Ontology annotation, biological process: cytokinin-activated signaling pathway; phosphorelay signal transduction system.
UAGAAAGUAAAUAUUUUUUUAAAAAAAAGACAAGGACAUGUAUAUUGUGUACAUACAUGAACAAGACAGAUAGACAUUUAUAUUACACACACUCCUCUCUCUUUUUAUGUUCUGUGUUUCCUUGUUUUUCUUCUUAGCUAAAAAAAAGUUGAGAGCUUUACAAUUUUUCCCACUUAUUUUUUUCAAGAAAAUUUGUGGGUUUUUCUUCUUUAGCUAUAAAAUUUGUGGGUUUUAUUCCAUUUUUGUUAAAAUUAAGAUGGCAAGAAACGGCGUGUUUUCACGGCGGCGAAGGGCGGAGAGAGUGGAGGAGUUUGAAGAGUUGUUGCCGUUAACGGAGUCAACUAACGAAGUUCAUGUUCUUGCUGUUGAUGAUAGUCUUGUGGACAGAAUAGUAAUUGAAAGACUCCUCAAAAUUACCUCUUGCAAAGUGACUACAGUGGAUAGUGGGAUGAGAGCUUUGAAAUAUCUUGGAUUGGAUGAAGAACAGAGCUCUGUUAGAAUUGAUGGUUUGAAGGUGGAUAUGAUAAUUACAGAUUAUUGUAUGCCUGGAAUGACUGGCUAUGAUUUGCUCAAAAAGAUUAAGGGUUCAUCUUUUAGGGAAAUUCCAGUUGUGAUCAUGUCUUCUGAAAAUGUUUUGACUAGAAUUGACAGAUGUCUGGAAGAAGGUGCUGAAGAUUUCCUAUUGAAGCCAGUGAAAUUGUCGGAUGUAAAACGUUUGAAGAGUUACAUGUUCAACGAGGAUCGAUUUAGGGAAGAAGAAAAAGGAAUGAACAAGAGAAAGUUGCCUGAAACAUCGUCCGAUGAGUCAUCAACCCCGACUCUCUCCCCUUCACCAUCAUUGUCACCUUCACCAUCUCCGUCGCCAUCACCAUCACUUGACCUCUCAUCAACCCCUUCACCGCCUUCCACUUCCUCUCCUUCAUCUCCCAAAGCACUUUCGUCGUCCCUCUCUAUUGAUUCAUCGACACAUUCCACUGAUUCGUCCAUGCCCUCUUCGCCAACAUCACCAACAAGACGACUCAAAAUGAGCAGCCAAGAUUUGUGACGGUAUACAAUAUAUGUACUUUCCUUUCUUUUUUGCUACUUGUGGGGUUCGCGACGCCUCCUCCGUCGUUGGGGCACGCUGUGUAGAUAAGCCAAUUGCCCCUUACUAGUGAGGUUUUUUGUUGGCUUGUCACUUUUGGGACACAUAUCAAUGAUAUUGUUUAAUCACACGAGGUUUACAAAAGAAUGUUCAAAUGACUAAGGAAAAGUUGAUUUAGACACUAUUGAAUCAACAUUUUCUGGUGUUGGUGAAUUUAAUCUCUUACCUAUUUUACUUUUAAUGUAUUUGGCAGUAGUAUUAAUGUAUCCAAUUCAAUGACAGAUUCAGAAAUGGUUGGAAUUGAAUAAUGGGAUAUGGAUUGAUAUGAUUCUGAUACGAACUUUAUUAAAUGUCAAUUCUUGUCUGCUAAAAGGAAUAUUGGAUUCUGAGUUGAA